AAUCCACUCUGCAAACACUAAAAUAGUGCGUUUGAAUCGCAAUCCCCGUUUCCUUUGCUGAUAGGUGAACCCUUCCUUCGUGUCUCAAACAUCGCCGGUACGCCCCACCCAUAAUCAUUCAAAAUUAGUACCUUCCAAUCGUUGUUUUUGAGUCCUAUCUUCAACAUAUACCAAAGCUUUCAAAAGCGAUAUACCAGCCAGAUCUCAUGCAGCACAAUGAGGGCAGCUCGCAAUAAUAUCUACAAGGAUGACGUUGAUUUCGCCACCCUUGCGCGGCAAUCGCCCGAAUUCGCAAAGUAUCUCAAACGAAACAAUCAACUGGACUUUGGUGAUCCCGAUGCUGUCCGCCAAUUAACCAAGAGUCUCUUGCAACGAGACUUUAACUUGAAGGUCCACAUCCCUGAAAACAGGCUAUGUCCACCAGUGCCAAAUAGGUUCAAUUAUAUCCUCUGGUUGCAACGCCUUUUAGACACCACGGGAAACGAAUACCGUGACGACUAUGAUCCUGAUAGGAAAGUUGUCGGGCUUGACAUAGGAACAGGAUGCUGCAGCAUAUACCCGCUUCUGGGAUGUGCUGUAAGGCCACAAUGGAAAUUUGUAGCAACGGAUAUUGAUGAUGACAAUAUUCGAACGUCCCAAGAGGCUGUAUCCGCAAACGAACUAGACUCGCGCAUCCGCAUUAUUAAGACGGAUCCCAGUGAUAGUCUCAUCUCAUUGAAGAAGCUGGAAGUUGAAACCCUUGAUUUCACGAUGUGUAACCCUCCAUUCUAUGUCUCUCGCGAGGAGCUGGUAUACUCUGCACAAGCAAAAAAGCGACCUCCAUUCUCAACGUGUACCGGCGCAGAAGUGGAAGUGGUCACCCAAGGAGGGGAGGUUGCUUUCGUGUCGCGCAUGAUUGAAGAAAGCCUUCAUCUUCGCGAGCGAGUCUCGUGGUAUACCUCGAUGCUAGGAAAGCUGAGCAGCGUGACUAUACUCGUCGAGAAACUCAUUGAACACGACAACCACAAUUACGCGGUCACAGAAUUCGUUCAAGGCUCUAAGACUAGACGAUGGGCGAUAGCUUGGUCGUGGGGAGAUCUCCGCCCUUCAGUGGAUGUUGCGAGAUCAAUCACAACCUUGCCAAGACACCUUCUCCCGUUUCCGUCUGAAUUCAUCUUUGAUAUUCCCACCGGCUCAAUUGACAGUGAAGGUCGAAACCUCGAUAACGAACUCACUUCUCUCCCGCUUCAAUGGGUGUGGCGCAGUACUCUAGCCACGGGUGCUGGGUUCGCCAUGGGGAACGUGUGGUCCCGCCAGGCGCGUAGGAAGAUGAAAGGUUCAGCUGGGGCAAUGCAGAGUAUGGACAUUGAUGAGAAGAAAGCAGCACUCGGGUUUAAAGUGCUUCUAAGGAAGGAAGGCAUCGAGGAGAAGGGUGUCCGGGUCCUGAUAAGAUGGCUCAAGGGAACGGAUCCUGUCUUGUUCGAGAGCUUUUGUGGUAUGGUGAAGAGGAAGCUCGAGGGCAGGUAGAGGAAUAGAAACUAGGUUGUUUACCAUUUGUUCUCCUAGCCU
Messenger RNA from Aspergillus alliaceus, 1548 nucleotides. RefSeq names its product DUF890 domain protein. The record is from RefSeq and is a predicted model, not a curated record. The transcript is spliced from 10 exons. Bases 217 to 1506 code for a protein of 429 amino acids. Gene Ontology annotation, biological process: rRNA base methylation. Gene Ontology annotation, molecular function: 23S rRNA (adenine(1618)-N(6))-methyltransferase activity. Gene Ontology annotation, cellular component: nucleus. Lineage: Eukaryota; Fungi; Ascomycota; Eurotiomycetes; Eurotiales; Aspergillaceae.